Molecule: messenger RNA, 1647 nt
Organism: Sorghum bicolor (sorghum)
Lineage: Eukaryota; Viridiplantae; Streptophyta; Magnoliopsida; Poales; Poaceae
Exons: 2
Coding region: 677-1177 (166 amino acids)
Source: RefSeq, a predicted model, not a curated record
UACACUUAUUUUUCUAUAAAUCUAAUUAAACUUUUAACACGAAAUCAAAAAAUAAAAAAUUAUAUAGAAUAUUUAGUUUUUCUUCAUAUCCUCGUCUCAAAAAAAAGAGAAAAGAGGUUUUUGCUUCAUCCGUACCGGUUCGGGCCAGACGUCCAUGCUGAGCUGAGGCAGGCGUUUGUGGAGGCCUGUUGAGGGAAUUUGGUGAGCACGCUGCUAUCUUGUGAAAUUGGAGCCUGGGAACUAAACGGUGUCUGGAAAUUUGUUUUGUUUAGAUUUGAAAUUUUUUGUGGAAUUGGAGCCUGGAAACUAAACGCGGCCAAAAAAUUUUAGGGAAAAAUUUUUGGGCUGCAACUAUGCACACACUCCUAUGGAAGCCCACCAAUGACAACGGCAAAUGCAUGCGGUCCAAGUUGUGUCAGGAAAAAAUUUGCUAAACUAAACAUCUAAAAUUUUUCCUAUGUUCUGACUACAAAAAUUUUUAUCACUUGGACCAAAAAAAUUUCAAAUCUAAACAUACCCUAUAAAAGAAACAGCAGUGGACUAUUUUCGCGUCGUUCUGUGCACGCACCAACGUCAGACGUCGUAUUAUGUGGGCCCGCAAAUUAGCCGUUGCAUAACCUCAUCACUACGUUAAUAACCGUCUUCUUUCGCCAACCCCUCCUCAAUCUCCGCCGCCAUGCCACCACAAAUGUCUCGGCAGGCCGCCGCCCGCCCGGCGGAAGCGCGCUCCGUGCGCCGCCCCUCCUCCUCCUCCCCCUCCCGCAAAAGGCCAUCCUCCUCUUCCUCCUCCUCCAGCAGCAGCAACGACUCCUCCUCCUCCGACGUGCUGGUGGACGAGGUCCUCUUGGACGACCCGACAGACGAACGGAUCGAGGCGGAGAUCGUGGCCCACCUCUUCCGCGGCGCGGACCCGGAGGCGUACCGCCAGGCGGUCGCGCAGCAGGAGUCGCUGCGGGCGAAGAAGGCGGCGCUGCGGCGCGAGGUGGCGGAGAGCCGUGCGCUGACGCGGCGGCUCAGGGCGUACACGGACCUGCUCAUCAAGACCGACGUGACCGGGUACUCGGAGGCGCAGACGGAGGAGUACCGCCGGGAGCUGCAACGCCGGAGCAAGGAGUGCUUUGGUUCGGGUGUCACCUGUGCAGAUUGCUGGGGCCAGCACAAUUUUGGGAGUUGCUGAGUUGGGACUGAGCAGUUCAGACAAACAAAAUUCAGCGCAAGUUACGGUUCUCAGCAGCGCAUCUGAGGAGGAACUAAACGCUACAAUUGUGCUUUGCUGCUAGAUGCAUAGUGCAGUUCAUACUUAGUCAUCCGUUUGCAGCUAGUAAUCUUUCUGGUAGAAGAGAAUUAUCGAUGUUUCAACUUAGCUGUUCCUACCCCUAAAAAAACUUAGUCGUUGCUGAGUAGAGGGAUCUCAGUUGAUUCUAAAAUUGGUUUUUUAGGAUCUUUCGGGGUGUCACUGGUGAUAGCUUGUUAAUAAUUGAAUUACUUACUUGGAAGAUUGCUGAGUUACCUACUACGAAGAUUAUUGAGUUACCUACUUGUAAGAUUGCUGGCGGCAACACAAAUUUGGGAGUUGACGAGUUGGGACGGAGUUUGAGUUCAGACAUACACUUCAGUGCAGUUCAUGGUCCCCUUUAGAGCAAAAAA